Asparagus officinalis (garden asparagus) is the source of this 799-nucleotide messenger RNA. Its product is annotated as mediator of RNA polymerase II transcription subunit 20a-like. Gene Ontology annotation, molecular function: transcription coactivator activity. The coding region runs from base 1 to 633 and encodes 210 amino acids. Gene Ontology annotation, cellular component: mediator complex. The transcript is spliced from 4 exons. The record is from RefSeq and is a predicted model, not a curated record. Lineage: Eukaryota; Viridiplantae; Streptophyta; Magnoliopsida; Asparagales; Asparagaceae. Gene Ontology annotation, biological process: regulation of transcription by RNA polymerase II.
AUGACGGUCAAAUGCCCAGGUACGGCCCUAAACAGCCAGAUCCUAACGGAGGCGUGCCAGUGCGUCGAGGGACUUAACGGCGUCAAGGACGGCCGUUGGAAGUCGUCGUUGACAUUCUACCGUCCGAUCGUGAGGGACACGUCAUCAGGGACGGUGGACCAUCCGAGGGAUUUUCUGGGGCUAGCUCUGCAAGAGCAGCCGAACAAGUACUAUUUCAUAUUGAGGGCUCAUAGGAUUGUUCUUGAAGCGGAUUUGUCGAUUCAAGUUAUUAUGGAGAAGUUGCAGUCUUAUAAAGCUCGGAUUGUGCUCAAUUUUGAGGGUUUUCAAUAUCAACUUGGUGAUUUCCGAUUGAGAGUGGGAAAGUGUGUUCCUUCUACCUCUGAAAGUUUGAGGGGAAUCAUGAUGGAGGUAGAAUACCUUCCCUUAUCCUCAAUAGAGAAAUCUCGCCAAGUUCUUGAGGAAUUCUUUGACAUAUGGCAGGAAGCUGUAUCGAAAAAAUCAUUGCCUGGCCAUUUCAUGCAUAUUGAAUCAAACUUUGCCGACUAUGGCCUUCAAGAUCAUUACACGUCACAACAUACCGCUGUUCAAUACGCAACUUGCAUGGCUCAGCUUAUUGCCGCAGUUAGAAAUUAGGUUUACAUUAUGAGUAAUGGAGAAAAAGCUGAAGGUGUUGAAAGAAGAUAUUUUGUAAUCAAUUUUAUAUACGAGGAAGCUUCGGCUGUGGGUGUAUUUACUGUGUACUUUGAACUGGGAUGAACGUAAUUUUUCUUUAUUGAAAGUGCAUAUUAGUGUUCUCUUC